Filobasidium floriforme is the source of this 2343-nucleotide messenger RNA. RefSeq lists its product as uncharacterized. Gene Ontology annotation, molecular function: protein serine/threonine kinase activity. The record is from RefSeq and is a predicted model, not a curated record. Lineage: Eukaryota; Fungi; Basidiomycota; Tremellomycetes; Filobasidiales; Filobasidiaceae. Gene Ontology annotation, cellular component: cytoplasm. The coding region runs from base 138 to 1913 and encodes 591 amino acids. The transcript is spliced from 11 exons. Gene Ontology annotation, biological process: peptidyl-threonine phosphorylation.
GUCACACGGCGACAAUAGCGACGAUAGCGACUCGCUUCGACUGCGAUUUUUGUCAAGACAAAAGCAACCACGAGGCAUCCCGGCAAUUCCUCCUAUCAUUCGCAUCAACACCUCAAACUCGUAUAUAAGCAGCCAACAUGUGGGACGGAAUGGAUGAAGACGGAGAAACCGCUCCCCGCUACCAGCUCCCUCCUUCUCCCAAGACAGCCUGGCGUGAAAAGACGCUCGUCGAACUCUCUCGCGUGCCCACACACGAGACCGAAACGGAACAGGCAGACCGACUACAGGAAAUCGAUUGGAUCAAGGGCGGUAUGACGCAGGUGGAAUUGAACGUUCAGAAGUCGUACAGGAAGGCGGAAAGGUAUGGGGUCGGCAAGCCUUCGAGGAUCUCGGUCGAUGGAGGGUUGCCGCAUGGAGAUGAAGGUUGGAGCGUGAUCGAGGAUGGUACUCCUGGCAGGAAGAUGAUCGAUCUUGUAUUCAUACAAGAUGCUACUGGAAGUAUGGGAAGCUACAUCGCCAGCGCUACGCGAAACAUCGAGACUAUCUGCAACACCAUUGUUGCUCACGAAAAGAUGGAGUCCGAGGAUGAUCUCAGAGUCGGUAUUGUGGCCUACCGUGAUCACCCGGGUCAAGACAACUCCUACGUUACCAAGACACUGCCGUUCACCUCCAACACCACCGAGCUUCACCACUUUCUCGACAAUCUCCGAGCCGGAGGCGGUGGAGAUGGUCCCGAAGCUGUUAUCGCGGGUAUGGCAGUAGCUUUGGGGGACUUGCAAUGGAGGAGGAAUGCGGCAAAGAUGAUCGUCAUCAUCACGGAUGCUCCCCCUCAUGGGAUCGGUGAGCGGGGCGACGGAUUCCCUCAAGGAGAACCAGGUGGAUGGGAUGGGUUGGUAUUGGCCAGGAACAUGGCUGCUCGAGGCAUCAGUUGUUUUAUUGUGGCUUGCGAAUCCAACCUCUCUCACUACGACCGGGCCGUCGAGUAUUAUCAAGCCAUCGCGACCAUUACCUCUGGACUCAUGCUGCCUCUCAUGUCGGCGGAUCUAUUGACCAACGCGAUCAUCGGGAGUGUCUUGGAGAACAUGGAGAUGGAGCAGCUCAUCAAGGAGGUCGGAGAAGAGAUUUACUCCCGAAUGGCGGGAAAGACUGAUGAAGAAAGUAUCGAUUCGAUGGCUCGUGAGCUGCAAAACGCGUUGUCCAUGCAAGGUCGAGUUACCAAGAAAAUUCAGAUCGCGAACAUCUACAACGAAACCCCGGCCUAUCUCGAGAACGUCAAGACAUGGGUAAACGCCGAGAACGCGCAAGUCGGGAAAGAGCACAUCAGAAAGUUCUUGGGAAACCGCUUCACGGACGAAUACGACAAGUACAAGGGACGACACGGUCGAGGCUAUGGCGGAUACUCUCGCGAUUGGGCGCCACCACUGCCUCGACGAAAGAAGAGCGCGACCAUGAGUCCCGCAUCUCCUCCAGCAGUUCGCAAGAUUGUCGAUGGCAGGGCAAAGUUUGUCCCUUCUGGCAUGGACGAUGACGACGACAGCGACAGUCUUACCUCGGACUCGGGUUCAGAUGAGGAUGGCAUGAAACCCAAGGCUGGUGAGAUCUCUGCUACCUUCAAACCGUACGAUGGUGGUGCGAAGCGUUUGUCUACCGGGGGAGGGUUGCUCUCCAGCUUGCCUACCGACAUGAAGAGCAAGACAACCUUUACGGGACUGCGGGAAUCCGGUUCCAAGCCGGCUCGGAUGGUUGAUUCGGACGCCGACUCGGACGACGACUUGCCCUCCAAGCGAGCCAACGAUACGCCCGCUGAUGACGGCGAAGCCAAACCGGACACACUUGCCUUUACGAAUGAUGCGAUCAGUCUCGAGCAGGCCAAACGAAUCGCUGUGCAGUCCAUCUGGCGUAUGCGCAAGUAGACUUCCAGCGGCCUUCGACCAGGCCCGACAUUGAACGAACCGACGACCCAUACUCGCGAUUGACCCUUACGACUUGCUAUUCACCUCACAACACGAUCUUCGGCCUCAUUCGGACAGUCUCCACCGAGCAUCACCGGUAAUCAGGCCUUGACGACAUUCUCGAUUCUCACCUGACUGCAGAGAGCUCAGACCAUGUAGAACAAUCAACUUGCGUACGACAGAUUGAAUCCCAUGAUACCUCUACAGUCGGGGUCGAUCUCUCUUGAUCAGUUGACUUUGGCGUUGGAGAAGUCCAUCUCAGGAUGAGAAGCCUUGAAUUUCUCGAGCGUUUCUAUCUUCUUUCUCUCGUCAGAAGUGGGUUUACCCAUUUGCUAUAGCGGGCAUCACGAUCAGCCGCAGAUCUCGAGCUGUUGAUUUCUUACACAUCUUA